Messenger RNA from Astyanax mexicanus (Mexican tetra), 3812 nucleotides. RefSeq names its product sorting nexin family member 21 (gene snx21). Bases 238 to 1437 code for a protein of 399 amino acids. The record is from RefSeq and is a predicted model, not a curated record. Gene Ontology annotation, cellular component: early endosome membrane. NCBI's taxonomy places the organism in Eukaryota, Metazoa, Chordata, Actinopteri, Characiformes, Acestrorhamphidae. Gene Ontology annotation, biological process: protein transport. The transcript is spliced from 5 exons. Gene Ontology annotation, molecular function: protein binding; phosphatidylinositol phosphate binding.
GUUGUCCUGCGGACAGAUACUCCCACCUGAGCUGUGGAUUUCUUCAGCUCCUCCAAAGUGACCAUGGGACCAAGCGAUUCUCUGUCAGUUUGGGUGAAAGGCCAUGUCUUGAUAGUCCUGCUGCUCCUUACCACAAUGUCUGUCCUCCUCACGGGCUGUGUUUGAUACGAGUCUGCUGCUGCUGCUGUCUCUGAAUAUGGACUGAGACCCACAGUGCGGGACAGUGCUGAGCGUGGGAUGGCCUCUAAACUGCUGGACAGAUUUCGCCGCACACUAUUCAAAGAAGGAGACCUCCCUGCAGAUGGAAAUGGAGAUGGAACAGAUGAUUUUCCAGAAAGCUCUGAACUCGAGGACGACACAGACUAUGUGUCGGCCAAGCUCGGUGGAACGCUCUGUUUUGAAGGGGAUGCCGUCCUGGACUCUGAAGAUGCAGGCGAGGCGUCCGGACCGGACAGUGAUUCAGACUUUUUUGGGGAGUCCUUAGAUAAUCCAUGCAGUAGCACAGACAUAAGCCCGACCAGCCCUACCCUGAAGGGUUCAAACAUGCUCACCAGACAGCUUCAGGAGAGCUGGAGAAGCCUGCGACCUCGCUGUGUUUCUGAGAAAGUUAUUUUUGAAGUGACUGAUGCCAGCGUAGUACAAGAAGGAAGCUCCAAAUAUGUGCUCUAUACCCUUCAUGUCAUUCACUCCGGCACCUUCGACAAAACUCCAGCAAUCAUUACACGUCGCUACACUGACUUCGAACGGCUGCAUGGGCGCUUGCGGCGAUGCUACAGUGACGGGAUGGAGGGCGUCCACUUUCCGCGCAAAAAGCUACGCAGAAAUUUUGCUGCCGAGACCAUCGCCAAGCGCAGCCGUGCUUUCGAGCAGUACCUGAGUCACCUACAUUCCCUGCCUGAGCUGCGGGUUGCACCCACCUUCCUAGAGUUCUUCUACCUGGGCGACCUGCGUGCUGGCCAGAUGCUGCUACGUGUGGGACGUUACCAGGAAGCUGUGGGGGUUCUGCUCAAUGCCCUAAGGCUCCAGGAGAAACUGGGCUGCCAGCAGGUGCUCCAACAUCUGCCGCUGCAGAAGGCUCACUGGUUCUUCACCCUGGCCUCACUGGUCAGCUGCUUUCAGGAUUUAGAACGUCCGAACGAGGCACAAGAGCACUGUGACCGUGCCCUGCAGGACCUAGCACCCUCCCCAGAGGCUCUGAAGCAGCAGCCACCGCCUCCGCAGCUGCACCCGCUGCUGGUGCCGCUGCUGCAGGCCAAUGUCCGGCUGUCCUGGAAGAUCUCCAAGGACAAGCGGCGCUGGGAAGCCCUCCUGCAGGACAUCCAGGAGCUUGGGGUCGACUUGGGGAGUCAGCCUAAUCUUAAAGAGUGUCUCGUGAAGCAGAACCUGAGGGAUAGUGAGGGAGAUACCAAGUCAAAGAGCAAAGGAGAGGACACAUAGUUAGGGCUUAGGACAACUUGAUUCACUUGCUCAAACACACUGAGUAAACCUAGGAAUUAAAGGGAUACGAUAGUGUUUUUCAACUUAAUCUUUUACUGCUGCUUAUGUAGCGCAUGGCUGACACCAUAAUUAGGAACAAAUAAACCUAAGCCUGCCACCAUAGACAUUCUCUGGGGGGAUGUUUCUUGCCACUAGUAUAGUAUAGUAAAUACAGUAGCAUAAUGAUGCAUUUAAACACUAAUUUUAAAGACAAGUAAAUGUUUUUUUAUUAUUAAGAAUAUUUAGACAUUUAUACUAUUUAAGUGUUGUACAAAAAUACAACCAAAAUAUAUUUAUUUAGCAAAGAUAAACUCCAUUAGUAAAUAAAAUCGAAAGAAUUGAGGUCCAAAAAAAUAUUGUGGUUAUGUCCGUAUAUUGUAUGAUAAGUGGAUAGCAUUGUGACAGACCUGGAUAAACCUGUUUACCUACAACACACUUUAGCAUUGUUAAUCAAUAUUGUGCAUCUCAAAUUUCUAUUUUUAUAACAUAUUUUAUAAUAAUUACACCUAUAUAAAUAUUCCAGAAAUAUUUUCAAGUACAGUUUUUAAGGUUACAUGGUUUACAGGACAGUGACUACCUUAAAUUGUAAUCAAAAUGAAUGACAAUCUAUCACAUGCUACAGAUGCAUCAGAUAUAAAAUAGGUUGCAAAACACUUGAAUAUUCCUUAAAUAAUGAAAUAAUAAACUGUGUUUUGAGCAAGGAAGUUACCAAGCUCUGUUGAACUCUAAUCCUGCGCAACCAGAACUGAUGAUCCCUUUUAUAGACUCUAGCAUUCUAGCUGUUGCAUUAUUCUGAGGCAGAAUAAGGGAUUCUGUUAUAGUGCUGUUUAUAUAUUGGAGAAACCUGUGGAAUUUAUACUAACCCACUGAAUUUAUGCUUAAUUUGCAGAGAACAAUCACAGUAGUCAGUGACUGUACUGUAUAAUCACCAGCAUUUUUCAGGAUUUCAAUGCCGUGUUUUGCACAAAAUGAGAGAACUUGUGUCUGAAUGAUAUGUAAAUAGCACUACACCUACAACUAAGUUUAUAGUUUUAUAGAAACCAUGCAACUGGUUGUAUAUGCUAAAUGCACAAAGCACAGCCUUAUUACAGAACUAUUUUUAUAGACGAUUUAGAAUUAUUUUCAUUGUACCCCAAAAAUGUUUAUUAUGAAAAUAAUGCAAGAUAUAAUUUUAGAAAUAGUGUAUUUGUAUUGCUAAACAGUGGAUGGGGAUGGGGUAGUUUAGAGAAGUUUCAUGUAUUUUAACUGGCAGUUAGUAAUGGUUUCAGUCAUUUCUGUGUAAAAGCUCAUGCUCAGUUUAGGGCUGCACAAUAUUGAAAAAACAAAAACAGAUUAAAUUUUUAAUAUUUAGUUGUUUUGCAAUAUAUGUGAAUUUUCACAAAUUUUUUCUAGAAGUCAGUGGUCCAACUUGUCAUGAUUUUAGCAAUACUCUCUAUAUAUAGCAAAGUAUGGAGUAAAAUAAAUGAUAUUUGGCAGAUAUAACCUGCUACUGGGCAGUAUAAAUAGAAAAUGGAAACAGUGGGCCUUUUUCAGUUUAUCAAGUUGUUACAUGAUAUAAUGCACCUUAUAUGAUAUUGCACAUCCUGUGAGGUGACUAUUGCACAUGUGCAUAUUGCAGUGGCUAUGCUAAAAUGAUAUAUUGUGCAGCCUUUAUUCAGGUGUAGGUCCCACAUUACAAAACAAAUCGGAGCCUUUUUCUUUUUUUGCUGCUACAUCUUUUAUAGUUUUAUUUUAUUUUCCAAAAUGACUUGAGCGUGUUGUGUACUUAUUUAUUAUUUAGGAAAAUUAGGGAAUAUAUUGUGGCAUAAAGUAUUCAAGCCUUACUUAAAGCCUGCCUGUCCUUAUAAAAAAUAUUUUUUGUUCCUUUUAACAUAACAUUCCUCUGACAAUCUGUAACAAAACCAUGAAUUCUUUCCCAAACCUUAUAGGUUUUCAUGCAGCUAAAUUACCACUAACUGUAAAUGUGGGUUUGCCUGCCUGUUUUAUGCUUUGUAGCUUCUUAGCUUUUAUUAUUUUUUUUAACUGGCACAUUUCAUAGCAUUUCUUGCAUUAUGUCACUACAGGUCAGCAAACAUUUCAACAUUUGAAAAUAUGCAUUAAAACAUUGUCACCACCUUAAGUUUUGAAAUUACUUGGUUCUGAAUGUUCUGUAGUUUUUGUUUUUCGUGUGUGUUUGUGUAUAAAAGUUUCACCCCAUUUCACUUGAGCACUUCAAGCACUCGUUUUAUUUUAAACACUCAGGUUUACGUCAGACAUCUGAAAUUUUGUAUCUUUUACAAAUGCUGCGUAUGUUUUUCUGAGCGUGUUUUGAUUGAAAUAAAAUACAUUAUUAUCUA